Antechinus flavipes (yellow-footed antechinus) is the source of this 4802-nucleotide messenger RNA. It is a transcript of the gene ROCK2, whose product is annotated as Rho associated coiled-coil containing protein kinase 2. Gene Ontology annotation, molecular function: small GTPase binding; ATP binding; Rho-dependent protein serine/threonine kinase activity. The transcript is spliced from 34 exons. Gene Ontology annotation, biological process: actomyosin structure organization; smooth muscle contraction; regulation of actin cytoskeleton organization. Bases 73 to 4509 code for a protein of 1478 amino acids. The record is from RefSeq and is a predicted model, not a curated record. NCBI's taxonomy places the organism in Eukaryota, Metazoa, Chordata, Mammalia, Dasyuromorphia, Dasyuridae. Gene Ontology annotation, cellular component: cytoplasm; cytoskeleton; centrosome.
CGCGUCUGGGCGGCGCUAGGCCCCGGCGAGGGGGGGCGGCCCCGAGCCCCAAGCCCUGGAGGCGGGAGCAGGAUGAGCCAGCCGCCGGCCGAGAAAAUGUCUGGCACGUCGGAGGUAGUGCCGUGGGACUGGGCCUUCGAGAACCGCCAGCGGCUGCUGGAGGCCCUGCUCUGGGACCCCCGCUCCCCCAUCUACGUGGAGAGCCUCCUGGAUGGCAUAACUUCCUUGUUCUUUGAUUUGGAUUUUCCUGCUCUGAGGAAAAACAAGAAUAUUGAAAAUUUCUUAAUUAGAUAUGAAAAAACUGUGACAAAAAUUAGAUGCCUACAGAUGAAGGCAGAAGAUUUUGAUGUUAUUAAAGUUAUUGGAAGAGGUGCUUUUGGUGAAGUUCAGCUGGUUCGUCAUAAAGCAUCACAGAAUGUUUAUGCCAUGAAGCUUCUUAGUAAAUUUGAAAUGAUAAAAAGAUCAGAUUCUGCUUUCUUUUGGGAAGAACGAGAUAUCAUGGCCUUUGCCAAUAGUCCCUGGAUUGUUCAGCUCUUUUGUGCCUUUCAAGAUGAUAGAUAUCUUUAUAUGGUAAUGGAAUACAUGCCUGGUGGAGACCUUGUAAAUCUUAUGAGUAACUAUGAUGUACCUGAAAAAUGGGCCAAAUUUUAUACAGCUGAAGUUGUUCUGGCUUUGGAUGCAAUACACUCCAUGGGUUUAAUACACAGAGAUGUGAAGCCUGACAACAUGCUUUUGGAUAAAAAUGGACAUCUGAAAUUAGCAGAUUUUGGCACUUGUAUGAAAAUGGAUGAAACAGGCAUGGUACGUUGUGAUACAGCAGUAGGAACACCUGAUUAUAUAUCACCUGAAGUUCUGAAGUCACAAGGUGGUGAUGGCUACUAUGGACGAGAGUGUGAUUGGUGGUCUGUAGGUGUUUUCCUUUUUGAGAUGCUUGUUGGGGACACUCCAUUUUAUGCAGAUUCACUUGUGGGAACAUAUAGUAAAAUCAUGGAUCAUAAAAAUUCAUUAAAUUUUCCAGAAGAUGCAGAAAUAUCCAAGCAUGCAAAGAAUCUCAUAUGUGCUUUCUUGACUGAUAGGGAGGUGCGACUUGGGAGAAAUGGGGUAGAAGAAAUCAAACAGCACUCUUUCUUUAAAAGUGAUCAAUGGAAUUGGGAUAACAUAAGAGAAACUGCAGCUCCAGUAGUACCUGAACUCAGCAGUGACAUAGAUAGCAGCAAUUUUGAUGACAUUGAAGAUGAUAAAGGAGAUGUGGAAACCUUUCCAAUUCCUAAAGCCUUUGUGGGAAAUCAACUGCCUUUUAUAGGUUUUACCUAUUAUAGCGAAAAUUUGUUAUUAGGUGAUGCUCCUUCUUCCAGUACAGAAAAUGAUUCAGUACAAUCAAGGAAAAAUGAGCAAUCUGUACAGAUUCAAAAAAAACUAUAUUUAUUAGAAGAACACCUCAAAAAUGAGAUACAAGCCAAAGAGGAUCUGGACCAGAAGUGCAAAUUGGUUAGCACUCGACUAGAGAAGAUAACAAAAGAACUAGAAGAAGAGGUAACCUCAAGAAAGAAUGUAGAAUCUACAUUAAGACAAUUGGAAAGAGAGAAGGCUCUUCUUCAACACAAAAAUACAGAAUAUCAGCGGAAGGCAGAACAUGAAGCAGACAAAAAACGGAAUCUGGAAAAUGAUGUUAACAGUUUGAAAGAUCAGCUUGAAGAUUUGAAAAAAAGAAAUCAAAACUCUCAAAUAUCUAAUGAACAAGUCAAUCAGCUCCAAAGACAAUUGGAUGAAGCCAAUGCUUUGCUGCGAACUGAGUCUGAUACUGCAGCCAGGUUACGGAAAAACCAGACAGAAAGUUCAAAACAAAUUCAGCAGCUGGAAUCUAAUAAUAGGGAGUUACAAGACAAAAAUUGCAUGCUAGAGAAUGCUAAACUGAAACUUGAAAAGGAAUUCAUCAAUCUUCAGUCAGCUCUAGAAUCUGAACGGAGAGAUAGAACCCAUGGAUCUGAGAUGAUUAAUGAUUUACAAGGUAGAAUAUCUGGAUUGGAAGAAGAUAUUAAAAAUGGUAAAAUUUCAUUAGCAAAAAUGGAGCUAGAGAAGAGACAACUACAGGAGAGAUUUACAGAUUUAGAAAAGGAAAAAAGUAAUAUGGAAAUAGACAUGACAUACAAACUGAAAGUUAUACAACAAAGCUUGGAACAGGAAGAAGCAGAACAUAAAGCUACAAAAGCACGGUUAGCAGAUAAGAACAAGAUAUAUGAAUCUAUCGAAGAGGCUAAGUCUGAAGCUAUGAAGGAAAUGGAGAAGAAACUUCUAGAGGAAAGAACUUUAAAGCAAAAGGUGGAAAACCUUCUCUUGGAAGCUGAAAAAAGAUGUUCACUGUUAGACUGUGAUCUCAAACAAUCCCAACAGAAAGUCAACGAACUCUUGAAACAGAAGGACAAACUAAAUGAGGAUGUUAGGAAUUUGACCUUAAAAAUAGAACAAGAAACACAAAAGCGCUGCCUCACACAAAAUGACCUGAAGAUGCAAACACAACAAGUCAACACACUGAAAAUGUCUGAAAAACAAAUGAAACAAGAAAAUAAUCAUCUUAUGGAAAUCAAAAUGAGUCUGGAAAAGCAAAAUAUUGAACUUCGGAAAGAACGGCAAGAUGCAGAUGGACAAAUGAAAGAGCUCCAAGAUCAGCUUGAAGCAGAACAAUAUUUCUCAACUCUAUAUAAAACACAAGUUCGAGAGCUUAAAGAAGAAUGUCAAGAGAAGACCAAGCUUUGCAAAGAAAUGCAGCAGAAGAGCCAGGAAUUACAGGAUGAAAGGGACUCCUUGGCUGCACAACUUGAGAUCACCUUGACAAAAGCCGACUCAGAACAGCUAGCUCGUUCUAUUGCUGAAGAACAGUAUUCUGAUUUGGAAAAAGAGAAGAUCAUGAAAGAGUUGGAAAUUAAAGAGAUGAUGGCUCGACACAAACAAGAACUUGCAGAAAAAGAUGCUACAAUAGCAUCUCUUGAGGAAGCUAAUAGGACACUAACUAGUGAUGUGGCUAAUCUUGCAAAUGAGAAGGAAGAACUAAAUAAUAAAGUUAAAGAAGUCCAAGAACAAAUCUCAAGGUUGAAAGAUGAAGAAACAAAUAUAUCAGUUAUUAAAACACAAUUUGAGAAACAACUAUUAAAUGAGAGAACACUGAAAACUCAGGCUGUGAAUAAAUUGGCUGAGAUUAUGAAUCGAAAAGAACCUCCCAGGCGUGGUGCUGACACAGAUGUGAGAAGGAAAGAGAAGGAGAACAGAAAGCUACAUAUGGAACUAAAAUCAGAACGUGAAAAAUUAACUCAGCAAAUGAUCAAAUAUCAGAAAGAAUUAAAUGAAAUGCAAGCUCAAAUAGCUGAAGAAAGCCAAAUUCGAAUUGAAUUGCAAAUGACUCUGGACAGUAAAGACAGUGAUAUUGAACAGCUUCGAUCACAACUCCAGGCCUUACAUAUUGGCCUGGAUAGUUCCAGUAUAGGUAGUGGACCAGGAGAAGCUGAGGCAGAUGAUGGGUUCCCAGGUACAGUCCAUAUUACUCAGUCACAUACUAUGGAAUCCAUGUCUUUCACCUAUCAACGUUCUUCUACCUCUCUCAAUAUUGCUACUAAGCCUUCCAGUUCUCACAUGCUUCUCGACUCUGAUUCUGACUCAGAGGAAGAAUCCUUAUCUUGUGCACCCAUUUCUUCGGAACCUGAUAGUGCAGAAUCAAGAUUAGAGGGAUGGCUUUCAUUGCCCGUACGAAACAACACAAAGAAGUUUGGAUGGGUUAAAAAGUAUGUAAUUGUAAGCAGCAAGAAGAUUCUUUUCUAUGAUAGUGAACAAGAUAAAGAACAAUCUAAUCCCUACAUGGUGUUAGAUAUAGACAAGUUGUUCCAUGUCAGGCCAGUCACACAGACAGAUGUUUAUAGAGCUGAUUCCAAAGAGAUUCCAAGGAUAUUUCAGAUUCUGUAUGCUAAUGAAGGGGAAAGCAAAAAAGAUCAAGAAUUUCCCGUGGAACCAGUUGGGGAGAAGUCAAACUGCAUCUGUCACAAAGGACAUGAAUUUAUUCCCACUCUUUAUCAUUUCCCAACUAACUGUGAAGCCUGUAUGAAGCCACUUUGGCACAUGUUUAAACCUCCCCCUGCUCUUGAGUGCCGCCGCUGCCAUAUCAAAUGCCAUAAAGACCACAUGGACAAAAAGGAGGAAAUCAUAGCACCUUGCAAAGUAUACUAUGACAUUUCAUCGGCAAAGAAUCUGCUGUUAUUAGCUAAUUCUACAGAGGAUCAGCAGAAGUGGGUUAGUCGGUUAAUAAAAAAGAUACCUAAGAAACCCCCAGCACCAGAUCCUUUUGCUCGAUCAUCUCCUAGAACUUCUAUGAAGGUACAGCCUAACCAGUCUAUAAGACGGCCAAGUCGACAGCUUCCCCCAAGCAAACCAAGAUUCCUUGAUUUGGCAUUUAAGGACUGGGAUUGGUCAUUUGAUGAUAUUGAUGAUGAUGGUGAUGAUGAUGACGAUGUUUUUGAUUUCUGAAGAAAUGAAUGGGCUAACUGCCUUCUGUGAAUGCAGUCACUAUCCAUGGUGAUCAUUUUCUGCCUGUUAUGGACAAGACUGAAAUGUGAUAUCCCCAAAUUUAUUAAAUGAAAGAAAGAAGCUAUAUUUUCCUGAGAGAUUAAGAUAUAUAUAUGUGUGUCUGUGUGUCCAUUCACACACACAAACACACACACACACAUAUAUAUAUAUAUACACACACACACACACACACAUACAUGUAUGCAUAUGUAUAAAUUAGUGGUUUUCCUGGAACAGGGGUAGAGUGGAGGGGA